Messenger RNA from Anopheles stephensi (Asian malaria mosquito), 1109 nucleotides. RefSeq names its product lipase member H-like. The transcript is spliced from 2 exons. Lineage: Eukaryota; Metazoa; Arthropoda; Insecta; Diptera; Culicidae. Bases 25 to 1020 code for a protein of 331 amino acids. The record is from RefSeq and is a predicted model, not a curated record. Gene Ontology annotation, molecular function: lipase activity.
UCGGAUGUAGGUGCGGGCUACAGCAUGGCCAAGGUGCUCGUUUUAGUCGUUGCACUUCUCUGCAGCAUCGUCGGCGAUGUCAGAGGAGCUUUAGAUUUAAGGCAAUUGCUAGGAUCACUUCCAGAGGAUGCGUUGGGAAGGUUUUUAGAUUCAUUCACAGUGCCAACGCCACGAACGACCGGGUUCGAAACACUUGUGCCGCAGAGAGAUAUCCGCCUGCACUGUACGAAAACAUCGCAGCCUCGGUUUCAGGAAGUGUUCUAUGGUGAUUUAAACGUCAAGAACAAGAUCGACUAUACACUGCCGAUAGCCAUCGCUAUUCAUGGGUGGCAGAAUGGUAGCAAUUCCACCCUGUUCGCCGUGCUUACUGCUAAUUAUUUACGGUACGUGAAGAACACCAACUACUGUCUGCUGGACUGGCAACCGUACGGCGAGUUUGCGUACGAGAUAGCAGCCCGUCAGGGCGCUCCCCUGGUGGCCAACUAUCUGUUCGGAUUCCUGCAGAGCAUUGGAUUGCUGUACUAUCCACUGCAGAAAGUGUCUCUGAUCGGGUUCAGCAUGGGUGGUCAGAUUGCCGGCCUGACAGGUAAGCUGUUUCGUGGACAGAUCGGAACGAUCUACGCCCUGGAUCCGGCCGGUCCUUUGUUUUCUUAUCCAAACGAUAUUGGACCGACGCGUCGGUUGGCCAGUACCGAUGCGAGGUACGUUCAGGUGAUCUACACAACUCGAUACACAGCUGGCUUCGGACAACUGGUGGGCACGCAAAAUUUCCUACCCAAUGAGGGUUUCUAUCCGCAAUCUCCGUGCAAACCGAACAGCGAUGAUCUGGUUGAAGCUAGUAGGGCGCUCAACUGUAGCCAUUCGUAUGCCGUUGAACUGUUCACCGACAGUCUGAACCCGGUUAAUCUCAUUGUGGGACAGAAGUGUACCACGGUACUUGGAGCAAGGGUAUGCUUGUUCCAUCCGAAGGACCGGCUUGGUAUUUAUUCAAAAAGAAAACCUGGCAACUUUUACUUGUAAACGAAGCAUAACCGAAACCAGCUCGUUAUCGAUGGACGAACGUGAACAUUUAAUCACCAUAAGACAUGCAAACUGAUGAAUAAAUAAUU